This is a messenger RNA of Perca fluviatilis (European perch), 3165 nucleotides long. Its product is annotated as enhancer of mRNA-decapping protein 3-like. Gene Ontology annotation, molecular function: mRNA binding. The transcript has 7 exons. Gene Ontology annotation, cellular component: P-body. NCBI's taxonomy places the organism in Eukaryota, Metazoa, Chordata, Actinopteri, Perciformes, Percidae. Bases 95 to 1519 code for a protein of 474 amino acids. Gene Ontology annotation, biological process: P-body assembly; deadenylation-independent decapping of nuclear-transcribed mRNA. The record is from RefSeq and is a predicted model, not a curated record.
UAUCAACCCGGAAAACGGCACAACCAACAGCUGGAUCUGUGGCUUUCUUCGGCACUUCGCUACAGAUUUAUCGACAAGGAUCGCAGUGAACAGAAUGGCCACAGACUGGUUGGGUAGUGUUGUGUCUAUAAACUGUGGGGUGACGUUGGGAGUUUAUCAGGGAGAGGUGUCAUCUGUUGAUCACGCCAGCCAGACCAUCUCACUGAGACAGCCCUAUCACAAUGGGUUCCGAUGUCCUCUUCCUGAGGUCACUUUCAGUGCCAUGGAUAUCAAGGAGCUAAAGUUCCUAGAUAUCCAGAAUACAGUCAACAAGCCAAGCUCUGGUCAGGAAGCUGCAACAGAACCCAGCUUCAUACCUUCAGGAUGCCAUGCUCUGAGUAACAGAGUAACUCACCCUCAUGUAAUAAGCAGCAGCUCCCAUGCCAGCACUGCUCCAAUCACCAUCCUACGCAGAGUCUCUACAGGUUCCUCUAACAGCAGAGGGGGGACACAGGCCACACAAAGGAAAAACAACGUGAGGAAUGGAGGUGCUAGAGAGCUGAUGAGGCCAAAGGAUGACGAGUGCUUCAGAGGCGGGACAGAUGAGAACAUGGACGCAGACUUUGACUUUGAGGGAAACCUGGCUCUGUUCGACAAAGCCGCUGUCUUCUCCCAGAUUGAUGGGACCACCUGCAACAGGGCAAAGCCUCACAGCAAUCAGGGCGAACAUAAGCCCCUGUCCUAUCGCCAUGAUGAGAAUAUUCUGGAGGUGAAGCCCGUCAUAUACCGACAGAUAACAGUGCCCCAGCAUGGGGGCAAAGAGUACUGUACCGAUUCAGGCCUGGUGGUUCCCAGCGUGCCCUAUGAGCUUCAUAAGCGUCUACUAGCAGCUGCGGAGCGCUGGGGCCUGUCUCUGGAGCGCAGGCUGGAGACGAUCGGCGUUUGUUCUAGUCAGAUGGCCCUCACUCUGCUGGGUGGACCAAACAGACUCACACCAAAAAAUGUCCACCAGAGGCCCACUGUGGUCCUCCUGUGUGGGCCACACAUCCAAGGAGCCCAGGGCAUCAGCUGUGGUAGACACUUGGCCAACCACGAAGUGGAGGUCGUCCUGUUCCUGCCCAAUUUUGUCAAGAUGCAGGAGUCGGUCGCCAGUGAGGUCCACCUCUACAGCAGAACCAAGAGCAAGCAAGUGGCCGGCGUCAAAGACCUGCCAACAAGCCCUGUUGAUCUGGUAAUCAACUGCCUGGGUUGCCACGAGAACCCAAUGCUGAGGGAGCAGACCUGGUACCAAUCAGCUGCUGACUGGGCCAACCAGAACCGGGCUCCAGUCCUAAGCAUCGAUCCCGCGGUCAGCGGCGAGCAUCAGACUGUCGAGGCGAAGUGGACCCUCUUUUUGGGCCUUCCGCUACCUUUAGCGGAGACGGAGAGCAGGGUCUACCUCUGUGACAUUGGCAUCCCUAAACUGGUUUUCCAGGAAGUUGGAAUCAGCUACCACUCACCCUUUGGAUGUAAAUUUGUCAUUCCUCUGCACACGGCAUAACGGACUACCCACUGACAUUGCUUAGUUACAAAUGGACAAAUAGGAGGGAAUGGUCUGCUUUUCCACAGUGGGUAAAGGUACUACUGUGUAUGCGGCAAUAGCUGCAGAGCAAACUAUAUGACGUGAACAGUAUUUUGUUACAAAGUGUAUAGAACGUCAUGACACGUCUGGAAUCAUAUGGCGUUGGUCUUUCCUCCCUACCCCGCUGGAAACUCCCGGGGUUGCCGCGCGUUGCGUGCGACACCUCUUGUUUUUGAGAGGGAAAGGUUUCCUGUUCUUUGGUGUGUUUUGAUAAGGGCUCCGUGACGAUGUGACUAUGUUUACAAAAUGCUGACCACUGUGAGUCUAUCUAUGACCUCUGAUCCUGUCACCAGUCAGAGCAGCAGAGACACAGUUCCUGUUUCCUCCUUUUAGAUUGCAUGUGGUCCUGACCCUGUGACCCUGUGCACAGCUCAGCCUAAAGCAGUCUGCCAACCCAAACCUGCCAUUCAUCUGGCCCACAGUUGAUUUCCAUGUCCAUUGUCUUUCAAUUUAAUGCAGUUUUUUACUUACUUAAAUAGGUAUAUUUUGUCUAAUAGUGGUUGUUACAUGUUUCACCGAAAAGGGGAUAUUACAAAGAAUAUAUUUUUUUAUUUAUUUUGGGAAUACAUCUCAGGAACGAAUGAAUGAGCACUGGAAAAACUUUAACAUUUACGUUAAAUCCGAUAGCACGAUAGUUAUGAGUUUAUAACCACUGAAUGAAAAGUGGUAGCAGGCACCCCUGAGGAUUAAUUUCUUGCAGAUUAGACAUGAUUUUGAAGCAAACAUUCCAAGGACCAAAAACAUCUUGGACCAAAUUAAUCUCUAGAGAUUAUAGCUAGUAAAUAGUGGCGGAACCUAAUUCUUACUUUCCAUUUUCACACAUCAAAUUCAGCCACCUUCAGUGAAAUAACCACUUCCUCUCUUUUGGUCAGCAUAGUGAUCUCCUGUUAUAACCUCAGAUCGGCAAAUUGUCAACUUUACAAGUAAAAGGAAAAUAGCCUUAUUUUUUAGACUGGCAGCUAAACAAAAUACAGCAUUUCAAGUUAAAACCUGAGUCAAAAAAUUGUAGUCAUAAGUUAUAAAUGAGAGCUUGAUAGGCUUUGCAGGGUUCUCACUAAACUAACUCCUACACUUUGGAUUUAAUGAAUCAUUUCAUGCAAGGUCAGCAGUCUCUGGACUGAAUGUGUGAUGAAGGGGUGAUGCAUUUUGUUUAAAGUAGUGGCCUUGGCUACUCUGACAAAAAUAGUGAAACAAGAAUCAAUGAAUUUGUGGUGAACAAUGAUUAGCUCCUUAAGAAAAUUUAACUUUUUUUCUUUUCUUUUUUUUCUAUCUCCUGAGAGAUUGCCCAAAACCAGAAACUGCCCAGAUCCAGGCGUUCAAAGUUUAGAUGAAGCUUAAGCUGUUGGGGCUUCUGCGAAGUUCUGAGUUACAUAUCUGAAUAUUAAUAUGAAUUAAACCUUCACUCAGGGAAACACGGGCAGUUUAAUACACUCCAGCCUCUUUUCCUGCUCGUUAUCAGAACCACUAUUAUUUUUCUUCUCCAAUGCAGCGGAGACUAAAUGAAACGCUUAAGAUUUGAUCAUGACUGUAAAUCAAGCAAUCCUGUUUAAAAACAUUCCACAUUC